GCCUGUUGCUUUGGGGGCUCUCUCAAGAUUUGUUCUUUUCCACCAUUGUUCGAGAACUGAGAAAACGGCUUCUGACAUCCCACCACGCUUCCCUGAUGCUCUAAAACCCUGCCGCCCAACCUUCAACCUUCACGCAUACCUUAAUAAUAGGAUAUUCUCGUGAGAACAUCGCCCAGACAUCCAUCCCGCCACUGACGCCAACUGCCACCCACCACCAAACCGCACCACCACCUCCAAAGGUCCUCGAGACGAAACAGCCGCCCGCCGUGUUAAUCCUCCUCAACCCACACCUGACAUCACCCACCUCCCUUUCCGCUCGCCUUCCCGUUCGAAUAAUACACCACUGUGAGCGUCACUGCGAUUUAAUCUGAGCACUUGCACUGCACCAAUUUGUGCUCUCGGGGCUUCCAAUAGUUGCCCUUCGUGUCUGUUGCACCACAGGCCGAACUACACCAGAGGUUGCUGUCGAUCAUUGAAGGGCGUGGCUGGUGCUUGCUCGCAAGCUGUAGACACUCUUUAGACACCCCCUUUCCCCCUAGUACCGGUUUCCAUCUUCUCCAUGGAGAACAUAUGGAGUCGCCGCCCCGGUUCGAGCAAGCUCUCCCUCUCUACUUCCGGCUCCGGUCAGGGCGACAGCCCCUCUGGACGCAACAACUCUUUCAGGCGAAUCGGCGGUGAUAGCUCUUCGCUCCAGAAAACCAACCCCUUCAGUUCCAUAACCACGCCAGGAGGCGGCUUGGCGUCACCUACAGGCGGCGCAUCGAAUGCCUUCGGCCUAGGAUCUGGCGCCUUUGCCUCUUUUGGCUCGGCGAAGACCCCUAAGGCGACUGGAAAUCCUUUCGAGUCGUCUUUGGGCGCUGCUGUCAAGACACCCGGUGCGGAGAAAUCUGCAAAGGAGGGUGGCUUGGCUGGCAAGUCUGUCGGCCGGGUGGCAUCCAACGCCUCCCUGCUUGACUCUGCCAGGACGUCAAGAGCGUCAGUCCACCGGCUGCGUGACAGCUGGGUGUUCUGGUUUCGCCCGCCCAUCUCCAAGGCGAACGGGUUUAUCGAGUAUGAGAACACUCUGCACCCAAUCGCCUCGGUUGAUACAGCCGAGAACUUCUUCGGCGUGUACGGGCACUUGAAGCGGCCGUCAACGCUGCCGCUGGUAUCGGACUACCACCUCUUCAAGAAGGGAAUCCGGCCAAUAUGGGAGGACCAGGAGAACAAAGCGGGUGGCAAGUGGGUGGUGCGCCUCAAGAAGGGCGUUGCGGACCGCUAUUGGGAGGACCUGCUGUUUGCCAUUAUUGGCGACCAGUUCGGCGAGGCCAGUGAGGAGGUUUGCGGUAUUGUGGUGAGCAUCCGUAACGGGGAGGACAUCCUCAGCAUCUGGACUCGUUCGAGUGGACAGCGGGUCCUGAAGCUCCGCGAAACUAUGCGCCGAGUCCUGUCGAUGCCAAAUGACACCAAAAUCGAGUUCAAGAGCCACGACACCAGCAUCCAGCAGCGCACUGCUAUUGAAGAGUCCCGGCGGGAGAAGGCGGCGAACAAUCACCACGGUGACAAGCGCAACAACAAGCAGCAACAUUAUCAGCAGCAGCUGCAGCAGUCGAAUGACGAACAGCAGAAGAACUUAUAAGUACAGCCCUUUUGCAACCUUAUGUAGCGAAGCGAGCGCGGCCUCGGGUCCCAUCCUAGCGUAUUAUGAUGGCCUACCGAAGAGAAAUCCCAAAAGAAUUCCGUCCGUGGACAAAAAAGAUUUUCAGGCGUUGUUGUGUGUGUGUUUUCUCUUUCUCUCUUUACCAUCUCUAUGUCCUGUGUGUAACAACAUCAUUUCCGGUUUUGUCUUUUUCAUCGAGCAAGCAUUGUUUUUUGACAGUCACUUUUCUCAACUCGCCGUUUUCUCCUUCUGUUUGGACUUGUAGCAGUAGCAGGCAGGGAUGAUUGGUGUGGGCGGUGUAAGCUGUGAUUUUUCACCUGGUGUGUGGGAGGAAACGGUCAGGGCGACAAAGGGAGAGCGGGUGGGUGGUGAAUGCUGUGGGUUCAAUGGUUGAAAUGCGCGAAAUGACUUUUGGGAUAUUUGGGAAGGGGGCGGGGGAAAUUGUCGGGGAAUGAAUGGGCUGGGUUCAUCAUGCUUCGAGGGAUCAAGGCGUGCAGCGCGUGAUUAGCGAUUUUGCAAAAGCAGGAAAAGAAAUAUUUUGAAGUAUGGGCUUCGUCAUGUAUGUUGCUGCUAGUGUUAUUGCUGACAGGAAAUAUAUGCUGUUGUCUUAUCAGUA
Molecule: messenger RNA, 2255 nt
Organism: Podospora pseudopauciseta
Lineage: Eukaryota; Fungi; Ascomycota; Sordariomycetes; Sordariales; Podosporaceae
Exons: 3
Coding region: 560-1618 (352 amino acids)
Biological process (GO): translational initiation
Cellular component (GO): eukaryotic translation initiation factor 4F complex; cytoplasm
Molecular function (GO): RNA 7-methylguanosine cap binding; translation initiation factor activity
Source: RefSeq, a predicted model, not a curated record